AGAGAGACCACACAUUCAGGAAUGCCACGCAAUGACAACGCAGAGGGCAGUAAAGGCCACGAAGGUGACAGCCAGAAAACACAACUAGAGAAGUUCUCAGGUGGGGCCAGGUCAAGAGGAUCCAUGUUCACGCCCGCACAUGCUCAGUCUGCUCAUGUAUCACAGAGUGUCAGCAUCAAAGUCCAUAAGCAGCCCCUUCAGCUGAGGCCACUCAGACCUACAGUUCUGCGGAAAGGACACCAGCUGCUGCCCCAAGAUCUGUCUCUGUCCACGGAACGUCCAGAUGUUAAUUGUCAAGCCAGAUCAAACCAGAGCUCACCUCACUGGCCAGACUCAUCUUGUCAAAAUAAAGGUCCUCCCUCUGACAUAAAGGCAGCAGGCAGCACACAAGGAAGUCCUGAGCGAAGCCUCACCAGACAUCUCUGCCCUGAGCAUGGUACCAGGGACACGAGCUUGGCAGAGUGGAGGGACCAGAGAGAGCGGGUUCAGUACAUGGACAAGCAACUGGCUUUAGAGAGAAAGAAACUGCAGGAAAUGCAGUUCCAUCUGCAUCUGUCUGACCACGGAGACACUGCUGAGAAUGAGGGGGUGGAGAGGAACCUUGGGGACCCUCUGAGGGUUCCCCACUUCAUGCUCCCAAACGGGGGCAUUCAGGGUGCCAUGGUGACGCCCAGUGAUCUGCUGUCCACCAGCUACCUGCACUUCCCUGCCUCACAGUUCAUGCCGGGGGUUAUGUCCACCAUUGACUGCUACAAGAACAACAACAUCAGACCUCCUUACACGUAUGCCGCCAUGAUCAGAUGCGCCAUACUGGACUCUCCAGAGAAGCAACUGGCCCUUAAUGAGAUCUACCAGUGGUUCACGAACAUGUUUCAUUACUUCAGAUAUAACACCGCCACAUGGAAGAAUGCCGUGCGGCACAACCUCAGCCUGCACAAGUGCUUUGUGCGUGUGGAGGGAGUGAAGGGCUCUGUGUGGACUGUGGAUGAUGCGGAGUUCAUGAGGAGAAAGGGACAGAAGAUUCACAGGAACCAGGAUUUCAACUUGGUGACACCCUAUUUCUUUUACGCUCAGUGAUGAAAUGAUGUGGGUCGCAGACACACACACACACACACACACACACACACACAGAAAGAGAGAGAGAGAGAGACAGCCUUUCAGCUGUUUGAAAACACAGAUACCUCAGUUUAUGUUAAUAAUAUUGCUGAAAUUAUAUUAACGCAGUGUGGAUUUCUUUACUACUUUAUUUGUGCUUUUCUCAUAUCCUGAAUGUGCACUGAUUAUCAGUAGGCUGAUAAAAAAAAAGCAUCAUGAAAAAAAAAAACUAAUUUCCUAAUCUGUUAUUGACUUCUCCACAUGGAAUUGUAACACCAUAUUGUGUGCUCAUAUAUUUUAUGCAUAAUAAAAGUGAAAUUAUUCAUUAAUAAAGACUUAAAAUGUGUGUCUUGCUAUUAUUUGCAGUUCAACACUAUAGGCUAGUGGAAAAUGAACACCCUGUAUCGUUCUAGGAAAAAAGGG
Messenger RNA from Alosa sapidissima (American shad), 1518 nucleotides. Its product is annotated as forkhead box protein P1-like. The transcript is spliced from 12 exons. Gene Ontology annotation, cellular component: nucleus. Bases 22 to 1077 code for a protein of 351 amino acids. Gene Ontology annotation, molecular function: RNA polymerase II cis-regulatory region sequence-specific DNA binding; DNA-binding transcription repressor activity, RNA polymerase II-specific. Gene Ontology annotation, biological process: regulation of transcription by RNA polymerase II. The record is from RefSeq and is a predicted model, not a curated record. Lineage: Eukaryota; Metazoa; Chordata; Actinopteri; Clupeiformes; Clupeidae.